AUGCCGACCGCGUUCGUCACCGGCGUGGCUUACUUUAACCGUGGCUUCGAUACGCCCAUGGUGAGGGAGGACUUAGCGAGCCAAAAUGAGGCACGUCAGCUCUCCGCCCUCUACCACGUCGUGGCGUACAUGACGAUGGGCAAAGACAUGUCGGGCCUCUUCAAUGAAGUCUCUGCGCUCACCUCCAGCACCAACAGCACCCUGAAACGCUUGGCUUACUUGUACCUUGUAGAGAACAGCCGCGCGCAGCCGGAGCGUACGGUACUGCAGGCUGGCACGCUUGUGAAGGACACCCUGCACGACUCGCCACUCGUUCGUGGCGCCGGUUUGCGUACCAUGACGAAUAUUCAGCUGCCCGUUAUGGCCGACUUUGUCACCGGCCCGCUUCACCGCUGCCUGGAGGACAACUCCGCGUACGUGCGACGUGUCGCCGCGAUGGGCGUGUUGAAGCAUUAUGCCGAGGCGCCGAACGUGUCGUCGGACUCGGACCUCCUCGACAAGCUGAAGGGGCUGCUUAAGGAUACCAACGCCGCGGUUACUGGAUCCGCGGUGCGGGCCAUACUGGAGCUGCAGUACCGCAACGCGCCCGUCUCGUACAUCCAGGCGCUGCUGGAGGCUCGUUCGCACUUUAUCAGGAUGCUCCUGCUCGGCAACGAGUGGACAACAGCGUAUCUCCUGGAGGGUCUCGCCAUUGCAGUGAUGUGGGAGUGCCGCGAGGCGGUGCUGAAGAGUAAAGGCGAGGAGGCGGGCUGCGGCCGUCGCCGCCGCCGCGAACCCCCGUCUCCCGUAGCCUCGAGCACUGGUGACAACAGCUCUUCAGAGCCGACCUCUCCCAUACUGCGGCACGCCGGUCGCCCCGGCGCUCAGGACGACGCUGAUGAUGACGAGCUUGACACACUUCGCCAACAGUACAUCACGGAGGGCGAGGAGACACUGGAGGCGGUGCUGCCGCUGAUGCAGUACGCGAGCCCCAUCAUUGUGCUCAGCGCGAUCCGCGUUGUCGGGCUCUUUUUGCAUGCGGUCACCUCAUCCCGCCUGCGCGUCCCGGAGGCGGAGCAGUCCCGGCUGUUGCGGCGCUACGCACUCUCUCUGGUCCAGCCCCUGAUGGAGAUGCUCGAAGCGCCACGGUUCGAGAUGCGGUACGUGGUGCUGCGCAACAUUGUGCAGUUCCUGACGCCUGUGUUCACACCGUACCUAACUGCGCAUCUUAGCAAGUUCCUCGUCAAGUUUGAGGAUCCCAUCUACGUGAAGAUGGAGAAGCUGAACCUCCUCGUGCGCUUCUCCAACCGCGAGAAUGGCGCUCGCGUGCUAGAUGAGCUUAUGGUCUACACGCGCGAGGAGGACGUCGCGCUGGUGCGCACGGCCAUCAAGGCCAUUGGCGUGCUGGCUACAACGCUCCCGGAGUUGUCAGAGGAGUGCGUGCGCCAGCUUGGGCAGCUCAUUACCACGGGUGUGCCGCACCUGGUGGAGGAUACGGUUUUCGUGGUGCAGAUGGUGCUGCGCUGCUACCCGGGUAAGUUCACCGCCAUCAUUCCAUCCCUGUGCGCCUCACUGACGAUCCUGGAAGCGACGGAGGCGAAAGCGGCGGUAGCGUGGGUGCUCGGCGAGUACCCUGACAGCGUCUCCGAGUCUGUGACCGAGUAUCUUUCGGUGCUGGUGAGCCAGUUCAUGGAGCAACCGCGCCUCGUUCAGUGUGCCACUAUGACAGCACUGGCGAAGCUGUACCUGCGCGGCGCUCGCAUGGCACCGGAAAAGGACAGUAAUAGCGCCAUCCCGAACGGGGCCCAGGCCAUGCUAGAGAAGGUUUUGAGCGAGUGCACGGACUCGCUGUACCCCGACCUGCGUGAUCGCGCCUUCUUCUACUGGCGCCUUAUGACCCUCGAUCCCGGUGUGGCGAAGCGCAUACUCGCGUCUACGGAGGCGGUGAAGCUUGGCUCCAACUCCUGGGACGAGUUUGGCCACCGCUUUUCCCAGCAGCCGGGCACUAGCAGCGGCCUACAGGAGCUCGGCACGCUCGCCUCUGUUGUUUCCAAGCCGCUCCACCUUCUCAUCGGAGAUAACGUGAUUGGCAGCUCAAUGAAGUGCCUGAUUGGCCUCAGUGACGACGAAGACGCUGAGGCCAAUGGGGACGGCGACAGGGAUGAAGCCAACGGAUACGCCGGCGGGAGUGGCAAUGGGUUGUCUGUGGGAAAGGCCGUGUUGGCCGUGGGUGCCAGCAGUUCCUCGACGAUUGCCCAUGGCGCCGCGGUGGCCAUGCCGCCGUCGAGCGAGACCACCACGAGCUUCUCGACGGUGCUUACUCCUGUGCAAGGCAACGGUGUGCAGGUAGAGAUGAUGUGGUCGCUGUGGGGCUCGAAGCUGGUCUUGUGCUGUCGUCUGCGUCUCGUUCCUGGCGAGGACUACAUGCGACACACCCGCGUGCUCACGAUGCAGAUCAACUGGAACAUGUUUGGCCUCGGCGUGGCGCAGGUGUUCUCCGCGACAUCGCUCGAGUGUGAUGGCAAGCCGGCAGAGAUCAGUGUGCUGGUCGCGUGCAACAAUCAGAGGUCGCCGACGGCGGAGCUGCAGGUGGCCAUUGAGCUAGAGCUCAUCGGAGUACGCUAUGUCGUAGCCCCGCCGAUCCCAGCUGCCUACCUUCUGCUCCCUGCCACUGGGUGCGAGCUGCACUUCUUUGCCGAGCAAUGGCGUGCGCUGGGUCACUCCGUGUGGAACAUGCCGCCGCAGCUGCACGAGCUCAAGUGCGACCUGACGCGGCUGACUACGAACCUGCUGCGCGUCCACUGCUUGAAUCUGGUUCACCGGCACGAACUGCCGGAGAAGGGGCUGGUGUUGCUUCUCCUUUACUGCGAAACGAUCGGCCAUGAGCAUCUGCUGUCUCAGGCGACGCUGGACAUGAAGGAAGGCACGCUGAUGGCGCUCAGCAUGCGCUCUGCUGACCCUCCAGUCGCCGCUUAUGUUGGCGAGUUUAUUAUGCGCGCCUUAUGCCCGCCAUCGACGAGCUGA
Molecule: messenger RNA, 3003 nt
Organism: Leishmania braziliensis MHOM/BR/75/M2904
Lineage: Eukaryota; Euglenozoa; Kinetoplastea; Trypanosomatida; Trypanosomatidae
Product: adaptin-related protein-like protein
Exons: 1
Coding region: 1-3003 (1000 amino acids)
Biological process (GO): intracellular protein transport; vesicle-mediated transport
Cellular component (GO): membrane coat
Source: RefSeq, a predicted model, not a curated record